AUGAAGAUGAACAUUUGAAUUGCAGAGAGAUGGAGGAAUUGGAGGAACAAGUUCUUCGAAGUCUUGAUUCGCUUUGAAUUGGAUUCAUUAUUGGCUUCAGUCAUCUGAAUGAAUUCGAACAAAUUAUUUGAAGUUUUUAUUCGUUUUGAAUUAAACUCGUUGUUGGAUUUGUUAUUGGCUUCAGUCACUUGAAUUGAAUUUCUUUUACCAAUUUUAACAUAUAUUUUGUAUAGAAUCAACAUUUUCACAAACUUUACUUUUAAAGUAUUGUUUGAUAGGGCAAGACUCCCCCUCUAUCUUUUCUCUCUCUAAAAACUCUCUAAAAAAACUUUCUAUUUUUCAUGGCGGUACGGGAAGGAGUCGAGAUCUGAUGCUGCUACUCCUCCCCAAUAGUAAAUCUACUAAUCUGUUAGUUUUGCUCUCAGUUCGUGUGGUGCCCUCCCUCUCUCGUUCAGAUCUAGCCUUUCUAGGCAAUGAUGCUGGCUUUUUUGAUGGCGACAUCCGUCCUAUGGUAGUUCUGAUCAAUGUUGUGAAGAAAAUGUCCCAAGAUUUCAGUGUAGACUCUCCCAAUGUUAUCUAUAAAGCUUUCAAGACAAUUUAUCAUAGUUCAAAACUUGCUUCAAAGCUAAUGUUUGCUUCUAGGAAAGAGUUAGAUCUCUUUGCUUUGAAAAUUGUUGUAGACGUUAUUGUAUUGGAUCUUUUCUUUGUUCUUGAUGCAAGAGUUUUAUGUUCUUAUAUUGUUUCUAGAGGAGAAUCCUCAUAUCUACAUCGUGUAACUCGUCAUGGUUUGUUUUAAUACAAGUUCUUUUAUUCUUAAAAAA
This is a messenger RNA of Tripterygium wilfordii, 821 nucleotides long. RefSeq lists its product as uncharacterized. Lineage: Eukaryota; Viridiplantae; Streptophyta; Magnoliopsida; Celastrales; Celastraceae. The transcript has 2 exons. The record is from RefSeq and is a predicted model, not a curated record. Bases 371 to 796 code for a protein of 141 amino acids.